AGUAAAGACACAUGUAAGAAGAGAGAAAGAGACACAUUAACAUUUAGAAAGAGAAAUACACGCAACACACCAGCAAUGGCCGCUAGGAAGCGAGCUUCAGCGACGGACACAGCAAAACCCGAGCAGGAAAAGCCCAAAUCCGAGACCCAUCAAACGGAAUCUCCAAUUCGUCCUGCGAAAUACCCCACAAUCAUCAAAUUCUUUCUCAUAUUCUCCGUCCCAUAUUUCUUCUUGAUUUUCUCUUACUAUAGAAUUGAAUAUGAGCUUAAAAAGUCGAUCUUGAUCAAUUUACUCGUUAGCUUUAUAGGGUUUUUAGUUACGGUGAGUAUGAUACCUGUGGCGUCCAAGUAUGUGUUGAGAAGGAAUUUAUUUGGGUAUGAUAUUAACAAGAAAGGUACACCCGACGGAUCCAUCAAAGUGCCUGAAUCAUUGGGUAUUGUAGUCGGGAUAGUUUUUCUAGUGGUGACAAUCUUGUUUCAAUAUUUUAACUUCACUGCAGAUUCAAAUUGGCUCGUUGAAUACAAUGCUGCACUAGCAUCCAUUUGCUUCAUGAUUCUCCUUGGUUUCGUGGAUGAUGUCCUUGAUGUGCCUUGGAGAGUGAAACUAGUGCUUCCAUCUAUUGCUGCACUUCCAUUGUUGAUGGCCUAUGCUGGGCAUACAACUAUAAUUAUACCAAAGCCCCUCGUUCCAUAUGUUGGACUAGAGAUUUUAGAUUUAGGGUGGAUAUAUAAGCUCUAUAUGGGGCUGUUAGCUGUAUUCUGCACUAAUUCAAUUAACAUUCAUGCUGGUCUCAAUGGGCUUGAAGUUGGACAGACAGUUGUUAUUGCUUCUGCGAUCUUAAUACAUAAUGUCAUGCAAAUUGGAGCAUCUACUGAUCCUGAAUACAAACAAGCACAUGCAUUCUCCAUUUACCUCAUUCAACCGUUGCUUGCUACUUCUUUGGCUUUACUUUCUUACAACUGGUAUCCAUCUUCAGUUUUUGUUGGUGACACCUACACUUAUUUUGCUGGAAUGACCAUGGCCGUAGCUGGCAUUUUAGGACAUUUCAGUGAAACACUUCUCAUAUUCUUUGCUCCACAAGUUCUCAACUUCCUGCUUUCACUCCCUCAGUUGGCAGGUAUUGUGCCUUGUCCACGUCACAGAUUGCCCAGAUUCGACCCCCAGUCUGGCCUAUUAACCGGGACGAAUGAUGGGACUCUUGUGAACUUCUUUCUAAGACAGUUUGGACGAAAGACAGAGAAGAGACUUUGUAUUUCAUUACUAGUUUUCCAGGCCCUAUGCUGUGGAUUCUGUUUUUUGCUGCGGUGGCUCCUCACAGGCUGGUAUAAAUGAAGGAUGCAGUCCUUGUCAGAACUUUUGCAUACUGUGGGUGUCUGAAGUCGCUAUACAACUUAUGUUGUGGACAAAUUAUC
This is a messenger RNA of Sesamum indicum (sesame), 1412 nucleotides long. RefSeq lists its product as uncharacterized. Gene Ontology annotation, molecular function: UDP-N-acetylglucosamine-dolichyl-phosphate N-acetylglucosaminephosphotransferase activity. NCBI's taxonomy places the organism in Eukaryota, Viridiplantae, Streptophyta, Magnoliopsida, Lamiales, Pedaliaceae. Gene Ontology annotation, cellular component: membrane. The record is from RefSeq and is a predicted model, not a curated record. Gene Ontology annotation, biological process: dolichol-linked oligosaccharide biosynthetic process.